GUUAGCUAUGGCUAUAAUGUGUUUAUAGGCAACUGAUGGACAACAAUGGGAAGAGUGGUGAGAAUGUACAUACAAUGCAGAUCUCUGUGUCAGCUCUUGCCACAGUCACUGUCUCAGCACACUCUACAUUGUGGUUUAUGCUGAGGAAGUGCCUCGGAGCCGCAGUCUCUUUCUCACAGUCGACGCGCUCACUGAGAACAGCAGCAGAACAAUGUCUGAUGCCUCAAGUACUGAGAGAGAGGCCCCGAGACACAGCCCCAGAGAAGUAACUGCAGUGAGACAAGCUCUGAGAGACAGCUACGCCAACCUGCACAAUGUUGCCGACUACUGUGAGAAGAACUACAUGGAGGCCUCUGACAAGAAAAAGGCAUUACAGGACACCAUGUCACUUGUCACUCAGACACUGGCCAGCGUGGCCUCUCAUGUAGGGAUGGUGGCCCGAGAAAUGCUGCUGAUAUUGCAAGAGCAGAGCCAGAUCCUUCACCAGCAUGAGAACAACGUGUGGAACAUCUCACAGAAGUUAGAUAUUCACGUGGAGAAGGCCUCCCGCCAGAAAAUAGGGUCUCUGGCAUCCAGAAAGAAAAGGUUGCAGGCUCAGAAAAUACUGACUGAGGGGAACCAAGCCCCACACCCGGCGUAUACCAGGAUUCCAAUCAAUUUUAAAAGCCUGGAUCAAACCGGUCAUGGAAUUACGGAAUCUGACUGCCAGCUAUCAAAAACAGGAACCAUGUCUCGCAGGGCUAGUUCAAAAUCACUGGCAAACUCACAGGGUACCCUGGGGAGAAGUCUUCGGAUUAUAGACCCAGUUCUUGUACCACAGAUACCUGAGAUGACACCUCCAUCUACCCCACCAGUUUGGAACAGCACUUCUCCACUUGUGGACACUACAAUCAUGGAACUUCUUCCUCCCCCGCCUCCUGUUUUCCCUCAGGAAUCUUACCCUCUUCUUCAGGGAGAAAACCACAUAUCAAAAAGCAUUUCCAAUUUUCCCGACUUCAUCUCAGACCUGGAAUUCAGUGACUUUCCUCCUCCUCUGGCCUCUAAUGACACUGUCGGAAUUCCCAGCCUCACCUCAGUGGAAGCCUACGAUUCUCUCCUGGAUUUCUUUGAUCCCGGACUCCUUCCCCCCCCGGCUGAUGAGGAAACAAAUAAUACAUCUUGGGCAGCAGACUAUGAGCCUCAAUUCCCAUUUUAUCCAGAAUCAAUGGAAAUCCUUCCUCCUCCUCCUCCAGCAGAUAUUUAGCCAGGGCUUCAAAGUCCGUUCAACGGAUGGUCAACCACAGAUACUGUACGGAAUUGAUUUAUUGGCCGACCUUCAGGGGACGAUUGCCCCAGCGCCGGCGGUUAAAUGAAGAACGCAGAUUGAAAUGUUCUGAAAGACCAAAGACACCCACCCCCCGGCUCAUUUGUUUCAAUGCACAACAAUCUUCUACUGAUUCCACCAAAAGACAAUUUCACUGAAGGCGAUGGAUCUUUCCAUGGUUGAGCUUUUGCCCAUAAACCCUUGUCUUGACGUGAUUCUGUUUCUUCAUCCUACCACACCAUGCCAUGUCUGUGCACUACUUAGAUGUAAUAUGUUCAAUUAUUAUUAUUAUUAAAAUAAAAUAGUCCGAUCAUUAUCAUACAAUAAUA
This is a messenger RNA of Xenopus laevis (African clawed frog), 1632 nucleotides long. RefSeq names its product ABI family member 3 L homeolog (gene abi3.L). The coding region runs from base 212 to 1243 and encodes 343 amino acids. Gene Ontology annotation, molecular function: SH3 domain binding; signaling adaptor activity. The transcript has 10 exons. Gene Ontology annotation, cellular component: cytoplasm; lamellipodium; actin-based cell projection. Gene Ontology annotation, biological process: neuron migration; cell motility. The record is from RefSeq and is a predicted model, not a curated record. Lineage: Eukaryota; Metazoa; Chordata; Amphibia; Anura; Pipidae.